Molecule: messenger RNA, 2583 nt
Organism: Miscanthus lutarioriparius
Lineage: Eukaryota; Viridiplantae; Streptophyta; Magnoliopsida; Poales; Poaceae
Source: the annotation of a GenBank genome assembly
AUGGGCUAUGAAGCAGCAGCCAGCAGCAGUGACGUAUAUGUACAUGGACUGGCGAGGUUUGACCCCGCGGCUAACUGCGGAUCGUUUGGGCCAAGCGUGGGCAUGGAUCAGAUGACUAGGUGGGAUGAAAUUUUGACUCUUCCAGUUCAGAACCCACCAUCGUCGGAGUUCUCUGCAGCAGAUAUCUCGUGGUCAAUGGUGGAGGGCUGGAAGGAUUCUAUGGAUAGGCUUGCGCUGAUUCCAUAUUCUAGGGUGAAUGACUUUGUCAGAGGAGAGUCGAACAACAAAGAUUGCCCAACAAGAUUUCACGUUGAAGCACGGAGAAGGCGUCCUCCGACAAUGAACUGCAAGCCGAAAGUUGAUGGGAUACUUGAGUAUAUUCUGUAUUGGUGUUCUUUUGGUCCAGAUGAUUAUAGGAAGGGUGGUAAUGUACGGCCUAGCAGGCCCAUCUCAGAAAAGAGAAAAACACCUGCUGGCCGCCCUAAUACAAAGAGGGGUUGUGUGUGCCAUUUUAUUGUGAAGCGCUUGAUUGUUGAACCAUCUGUGGCUCUUGUGAUAUAUAACCAUAAUAAACAUGUAGAUAAGAAAGGCAUGCCAUGCCAUGGUUCUAUGGACAAGAUGGCUGUAGGGACAAAGGCAAUGUUUGCACCAUACAUAUCUGAUGAGUUGCGUCUUCAAGUUAUGUCUUUGCUCUAUGUUGGUAUUCCAGUGGAGACCAUAAUGCAGAGGCAUACUGAAAUGGUUGAAAAGCAAGGAGGUCCAUCAAAUAGAGAUGAUCUUCUUACUCAUAGAUAUGUUAGGAGACUGGAAAGGAAAAUACGUCGUUCUGUUUAUGAGCUUGAUGAUGAUGACGCUAUUAGUAUUGACUUAUGGGUUGAAAAUAACCAGGAUUACGUGUUCUUCUAUGAAGAUUUUUCAGAUACAGACACCUUUGUCUUGGGCAUCCAGACAGAUUGGCAGCUACAGCAAAUGAUUCAGUUUGGCAGCCAUAGUUUAAUGGCUUCUGAUUCAAAGUUUGGAACAAACAAGCUAAAGUAUCCUGUACACAGCAUCCUUGUUUUUGAUCAGCACAAAAAUGCAAUUCCUGUUGCGUGGAUUAUAACCCCCAAUUUUACACAUGGUGAAAUAUAUAAAUGGAUAGGCGCUCUUUAUGAUCGAGCUCAUACAAAAGAUCCUACUUGGCAAUUGGGUGGCUUUAUUAUUGAUGAUCCCUUGGCAGACGUUCGCACAAUAAGGGAAGUCUUCCAUUGCCCUGUGCUGAUUAGUUUAUGGCGUAUCCGGCAUGCUUGGCAUAAAAAUUUGGUUAACAAAUGUUCAGACAUUGAGAAGCGUUCAGCGAUGGCCAAACGUCUUGGAGAUGCAAUAUCUAGUAUAUGCAGAGGAAAUGGUGAUGUUGAAUUAUUCGAAGGUUUUCUGCAAGAUUUUGUUGAUUGUGCUGGGUUUCUAGAUUACUUCGAAGCUAGAUGGCUUCCAAGACUUGGGGCAUGGAUUACUGUCUUAAAGGCCACCUCAUUGGCUACUGCACAGGUAGCUUCAGCAGUAGAGAGUUACCAUCACCUGCUAAAACUUCGGCUGCUAAAUGAGGCAGAUAAAAGCGUCUAUUGGCGUGCUGAUUGGUUGGUUCAUAAGCUGGGUUCAAAGGUCCAUUCUUACUACUGGCUGGAUGAAUUCUCAGGAAAGAACAGCUUUUCACGUUACUGGAGGAGUGAAUGGAGCAGUGGCCCAAACCCAUGGUGCCAGGGAAUGCAGAUUCCAGAUUCUGAUGUUGUCAUUGAAGGCAAUUAUGCCAGUGUGGUCAGCCAGAAGAAUAAGGAGAAAUCCCAUGUCGUACUGAAUCCAGGUUCUGAGUUUGCGUUGUGCGAUUGUAGCUGGUCAAGGAAGGGGAACAUUUGCAAACAUGUAGUAAAGUCAGCAAAGGUCUGCCGUGACAGGGGAUUGGCACUGCCAUCGUUGGCCAUGUUCCACUAUUACCAGGCAUUGGCAAAUCUUGCUCGUUGUCCACCCAGUGAUACUUUGAUUAGUGACCAUGCAAUGGCUGUGGCAGUUUCUGUUAAAACACAGUUAGAUGCAGUGUUAUGCGCUGUUAAUGGAAGUUCUUCAAUUAGUCCAGCUUUCCAGGAUCCACAAUCAACGAGUAAGCCAAGAGAAUCUGAAACUGAGGAAGCCAACUCUGAGAAUGGUGUGUGUGCAAGUCAAUCCCAGCCUGGUGCUGGUGAUGAUGAGGAUCAGGACAUUCCAACUGGCAAGAAAAGAAAGUCAGGUAAUGCUUCUGGCGACAAUGAUGAUGUUUCCAUAUAUCAGGACAGCCUGGCUCGCAAGAAACACAAGUCAGGAGAAGCUUCCGGUGACAAUGAAGAGGCCUCCACAGAAGAGGACAGUCGGGCUCGUGAAAGUAGGAAGACAGGAGAAAUUUCUGCUAACGAUGAAGAGGUUUCCAUAGGUCAGGAUAGUAGAGAUCGUGAGAAAAGAAAGUCAGGAGAACCUUCUGGCAAUGAAGGAACUUCAGCAACACAAGCCACACAACCUUCUGAGACUGAAACCAGCCAAGCAACCAAUGGACUGCCUGUUUCUUCAGAAGCUUAG